Arthroderma uncinatum is the source of this 1824-nucleotide messenger RNA. RefSeq names its product oligopeptide transporter. The transcript is spliced from 5 exons. The record is from RefSeq and is a predicted model, not a curated record. Lineage: Eukaryota; Fungi; Ascomycota; Eurotiomycetes; Onygenales; Arthrodermataceae. Gene Ontology annotation, biological process: transmembrane transport; oligopeptide transport. Bases 1 to 1824 code for a protein of 607 amino acids. Gene Ontology annotation, molecular function: dipeptide transmembrane transporter activity. Gene Ontology annotation, cellular component: membrane.
AUGACUGCUCCCGCGGGCCUUGAGGUGGAUGGUCGCGAAAGCCCCAAAUACGCUUCUGCCCUUGAUGAGAAGGAGAUCUCCGCCGUUCAAGCCAUCGCUGCCAAUGGCGCCCACGACAGUGACGAUGAUGCCACUGGCCUUCGCAAGGAACUUCCCACCGACGAGGAAGUAGCAACAUUGCGCCGUGUCGCUGACCACCUCCCAUGGAUCGCAUUCAGUAUUGCUUUUGUCGAAUUGUGCGAGCGAUUCUCGUACUACGGAACCACUGUUGUCUUUGCCAACUUCAUUAAACAGAAGCUUCCACCAGGCUCGACCACAGGCUCUAUUGCGGGUCUUCCAGACGGCUCUCUCCCAGGUGCUCUGGGCCUGGGCCAGAGAGCAUCCACUGGCAUUAUUCUCUUCAACCAAUUCUGGGCCUACAUUAUGCCCCUAGUCGGUGCCUACCUUGCCGAGGAGCAUUUUGGACGCUUUAGAACCAUCAUGUACUCUCUUUGUGCCGCUCUUAUUGGACAUCUUAUCCUCAUUAUUUCCGCCAUUCCUCCAGUGAUCAAGAAUCCAAAUGGCGCCAUUGCUUGCUUCAUCAUCGGACUUAUUAUCAUGGGUGUGGGAACUGGUGGCUUCAAAUCCAACAUUUCCCCUCUUAUUGCUGAGCAAUACAGAGAGUCUCAGAUGUAUAUCAGGACUGAAAAGAGCGGAGAACGAGUUAUCGUUGACCCUGCUGCCACAGUUGCCCGUAUUUUCAUGUGGUUCUACCUCAUGAUCAACGUGGGUUCGCUCGCUGGUCAGCUUGUCACGCCAUUUGCUGAGCAAAAGGUUGGAUUCUGGCUGUCUUUCGUUCUCCCAACGGUUAUGUUCUGCUUCUGCCCAGCAGUUCUGUUCUUCUGCCGCAAGAGAUACCACCUCACCAAGCCUGGUGGCUCCAUUUACUACAAAGCCAUUAAGUUGAUUGGCCUUGUUACCAAGGGCAAAUGGUCUUUGAACCCCUUCCAAACUUCCCGCAACUUCAAACAGCCCGGCAUUUGGGAUGCUGCUAAGCCAAGCAACAUUGCUAACAAGCCAUCCUGGAUGACUUUCGAUGACGCUUGGGUUGAUGAAGUUCGUCGUGGUAUCUUGGCCUGUUCGGUCUUCCUGUGGUACCCUCUCUUCUGGCUCGCUUACAACCAAGGAACCACCAAUCUUACUGUCCAAGCUGGUACUUUGGCACGUAACGGUGUACCAAACGACAUCAUCAACAACCUCAACCCUCUCACCCUGAUCAUCGCUAUCCCCAUCAUGGACAGAGUCGUCUACCCCGGAAUCCGAAAACUGGGACUUAAGUUCACUCCCGUCAAACGUAUCGCCUUUGGAUUCUUCAUCGCUAGUUUGGCCAUGAUGACCUCCACGAUCACCCAGUACUAUAUCUACAAGACCAACCCCUGUGGCAAAAUGGCCAACCACUGCGCUGAAGAAUUCCACAAGUUCUCUCCCAUCAGCGUUUGGGUUCAGGCUCCAGCCUACUGUCUCGGUGGUAUCUCCGAAAUCUUCGCAUCCGUCACCUCCCUUGAAUUUUCCUUCACGAAGGCCCCAAGAAACAUGCGAUCUUUGGUCACUGCUUUCGCACUCUUCAUGAACGCACUCUCCUCUGCCCUCGGACAGGCCAUGGUUGGUCUUUCGGAAGACCCUCUUCUCGAGUGGAACUACGGUGUUACAGCCGUCCUCGCCUUCCUCGGUGGAGUUGGUUUCUGGUUUACCAACCGCCACAUUGAUGCGCAGGAAGAUGAUCUCAACCAACUUGCUGAGGCAGAUUUCCAUGGCAACACUAAUGAUUUGGAGAAAGCAACAUAA